AUGACAACCGACGAUAUUGUAGACGUAGAGGUCGAAGCAGAAACACCAACCGCCACAUUGGCGUCAUUCUCCGAAGAGACAGACCCACUGAAGCUGUCGAAACCAUCUUCUUCAGACAUGCUUUUCUUCUAUGAGAGACUUCUUCCCUUCAGAUAUGUUUUCCAAUGGUUGAACCAUUCACCAAGACCAACUAAAGACUUCACGAUGCGUGAGUUUGCGUUCGAGUUCCGUUCUGGUGCGUACCAAAGAUACAACUCGUUUGCCACCCAAGAAGAAUUCAAAAAAUCUGUCGUUAAGGCAAAUCCAAUGCGUUUUGAAGUUGGUGCUGUUUACACUGCAAACCCAAAGGAACGUAAAAAUUUACCCAAACUGGCCUUGAAGCCAGUUACCAAGGAAUUGGUGUUUGAUAUUGAUUUGACCGAUUAUGACGACAUUAGAACCUGUUGUAAGGGGACCCUGAUCUGUACCAAAUGUUGGAGAUUCAUUCAAGUGGCCACCAAGAUCAUGAACGCGUCUUUAAGAGAAGAUUUUGGAUUUCAACAUUUGAUUUGGGUUUUCUCCGGUAGAAGAGGUGCCCAUUGCUGGGUCAGUGACAAACGUGCACGAAACUUGGAUGAAAUGGCACGUAAGGCCGUGGUGGAAUAUUUGGAUGUCAUUGGAGGUUCUAAAGGUCCAGCCCUGAAACGAUUUAAUGUUAAAAAGCCAUAUCAUCCUCAUGUGGAGAGAUCUUUUAAAAUACUUAAAGAUGAAUUUGCUGGGAUAAUAUUGGAAGAACAAGAUCCAUGGAAUACAGAAAAUGGAUCUACUACUAAUUGGGAUAAAGUGGAUGAAUUACUUUCAUUUUUACCAGAAAAAGUCCUACAAGAACAACUUCGUAAACAUUGGCAAGAGAAAUCAUUUUCAAAUUCAAUGGAUAAAUGGGAAGAUAUUAAUGUAUUUGCGAAAAAGACCCUUAAAAAUCAACUUCAAGUAAGUCAAUUAAACGAUGCAAAGAAGGACAUCAUUAUAUAUUACAUGUAUCCAAGAUUAGAUAUGGAAGUUUCCAAGCAAAUGAUCCAUUUGUUGAAAUCUCCUUUCUGUAUCCAUCCUGGAACUGGUAAUGUUUGUGUUCCAUUUGAUCCUACCACCAACUUUAGUGCAAACCAUGACGAUGAUAGUUAUGGGUUUAAUCCAACAACAUCACCAAACUUGAGACAACUUCAAAAUGAAUUACAGCUUUGGGAAACUAAAAGACUGGGCCGUGAUUCACUGCCAGAUGAAGAUGAAGAAGUCUCAAGUAAAAAGAUAUCAGAUUAUGAAAAGACUUCAUUAAAGCCAUAUGUUGAAUAUUUCGCCAAACAUGUAAACGGAAUAAUACAGGAAGAUUUGAAGGGCACUUCCGCCAAACGUGAGAGAGAAGAAGAUACAUUCGAGUUUUAA
[Candida] anglica is the source of this 1419-nucleotide messenger RNA. Lineage: Eukaryota; Fungi; Ascomycota; Pichiomycetes; Serinales; Debaryomycetaceae. The record is from the annotation of a GenBank genome assembly.